AGACCGUUCCCAAUUUGUACAGGUUCGGUUUUUCCCUAUUUUCUCCCAUACCCUUAGUGAUAUUCUAUUUAUUUUUUGACAGAUGAUUGUUCUUGUAUCUAUCCACUCCCUGUUUUUUUUUGGUAUCCAUACAGUGAUUUUUGUUGAAGUUAUAGGGAUUACAAUUUUUUGGGUGUUUUGGUCUCUACUGGGGUGACUUUGGACAGAGGUGUGUCCCACUUUAGAUGUGGUCGAAAAAUGUAAAAGUAUCCUUUUUUAAAUUUCGGGAAAAUUUGUGUUGAUAGCUUUUUAUUUUAUGACAAUUUUCGGUAAAGUUUAUUAAAGAAAACAUUUGAAGUAAAAAUUUUUCUUAUCGUAUAAGAUUUAGAUAGUGAAUGUAGAAGAGGAGGUGGAGCUAAAUUAUAUCGAUAAUUUGUUAAUUGUUCUUUAGAAUCGAUUCUAGAUGGAUCCCCCGUUGAUUGAUUGUGUGUCGGAUGUCAUGGCUUCCUCAGCUACUGAAAGUCAAAGUUUAAAUUUGAUGAAUGGUGAAAUUUUCUUUGUCACAAUCGACGUAUCUACCGAUUCUUACACAUUCUGGAUUGCAGAUUCGUUAACUGGAAGAUAUUUCGACGUAACCACUGCAGAAUUAUUUGUUUGCAAUAUGCCACCCAUGUUUGAUGAGGAGUUUAGUGAUUGUCCUCGUACAAUUUAAGUUUCAAAAUGCCGAGAAAUUAUGUCAGAAAAAGAACCAAACCCCCUCCAUCUGAAGACUUGUUACGUAUGGCAAUUGGGGAGGUUCUGUCAGGCAAAUCAUCUAUUAGAAAAGCCGCAGAGAAGUUCAAUCUUUGUCAUUCAAGUUUAGCGUACUACAGUAAAAGAUUUGCUUCCUGUGGACUACUUCCCCCCCAAAAAGUGAAACGCAGUGAACACUCAACUCAAAUUAUCCCAGCAAAGUACGAAGCUGAAUUGGCAGAAUACUUGAAGAAAUGUACACUGAUUAAACAUGGCCUUUCGCCAAACGAAACACGUGUUAUUGCCUAUUCAUUUGCUACUGCAAAUCGUAUAUCGACGCCACAGAAUUGGUCAAAGCAUGAAAAAGCUUCACAAGAUUGGCUUUCUUUUUUUCUUAAACGCAACCCUACUUUGUCAAUAAGAAAGCCAGAACAAACUAGCCAAGCCAGAGCAGCUGGGUUCAAUAAGCCGGUUGUAGAAAAUUUUUAUGACAAGUUGGACUUUUUAUUUAAAAAACAUAAGUUCAAGCCUCAUCAAAUAUGGAAUGGAGACGAAACAAACACGCCAACUGUUGUGCAGCCUCCCAAAGUGAUCGCAUGUAAAGGAACUAAACAGGUUCAGCAAACUGUGUCUGCUGAAAGGGGGACAAACGUUACCAUGCUGGCUUUUAUCAGUGCUUCCGGUACUACCGUACCACCAGUUUUCGUGUUCCCUAGGAAAAAAUUAUUGCCCCCUAUGUAUGAAAGUGGACCACUAGGAUGCAUUGGACUCGCACACGAUUCUGGGUGGAUGACUGGUCCAAAUUUUUUCAAAGCUCUUCAGCAUUUCCAUGGCUACGUAAAAUCAUCCACAACAAACCCAGUGUUGCUUUUGUUAGACAACCAUUCAAGUCACUUAGAUUACCAGGCGGUAUCUUUUGCAAAAGAAAAUGGUAUCGUCAUACUAACUUUCCCGCCCCACUGUUCCCACGUAUUACAGCCGUGUGACAUAAGUGUAUUUGGGCCAUUUAAAAAAGCUUUUGGAAAAAAUCAGAACGACUGGCUUCAUACCCAUCCUGGAGAAAGGAUAGCAAUUACAAAUAUUGCACAACUUUCAAAUGGGCCGUUUCAAUCAACUUUCACCCAAAUCAAUAUUAUUUCUGGAUUUAAAGCAAGUGGAAUUUUUCCCUUUAAUCGAUUCGCGAUCCCUGAGUGGAGAUAUUUGCCAUCCUUUGUUACGGAGAGGCCAGCUCCAGAAGCAGAUACGUCCUCGUCACUUAAUGAUUCUACAAAUGAUUCAUCACAAAUUCCACAGGAGAAUGUAAUACCGCUCAAUCAAUUGUGCCAAAUGACACCAUCUGCUCCACAUGGAACUUCCUCUAUUCAUAACAAUGGUUUUGAGGUUGGUUGUUCUUUACCAGGGUCCUCUACACAAACCGAUUCAUCACAUUUUACUCUGGAGAAUACAAGAUCACUUAAUCAACUGACGCAAACGACACCACUUACUACACAUGGAACCUCAUCUAUUCAUACCAAUUGUUUUGAGGUCGAUGGUUCUUUACCAGGGUCCUUUACAGAAACCAAUGCAACCGACGAUUCACCACAUGUUCCUCUGGAGAAGAUUAGACCGCUCACCCAAGUGUGCCAAAUGACUCCACUUGCUCCACGGAAAAGAUCCAGCAAUCGUUUAGGGAGUACUAGAAUCAUAACGGAUACUCCAGAAAAAGACAAAAUCGAAGAAGACCAAAGAAGGAAGGAGGAAAAAGAAAAAAAAAAGGAAGAAAGAGAAAGGAAAAAGUUGCUACCUCGGAAUAUUAUGAAGCCAUCAGCAUCAGUCAGAAAACGGAAGAAAAGUGAAACACGUGAAAAGAAAAACAAUGUAUCGAAUGAUAGUGGUGAGGAAUACGUACUGCCAAUCAACAUCAACCAACACAGAACUAGAGCUGGCCGACUUGUUCAGCGAAGGACAAUUACGGAUUUGUAAAAGUUUAUGGUUCUGUCUUCAAAUCAAUUCAUAUGCCUCUCCCACAUAAUCUGUUCAAGCCAUCUAUCAUGCCUUCCAUUUCUUAUCUUUAUGCUCAUAAAUAUUCGCAAAUGUUCUUAAAUUGAAGAAAACAAAGAAAAUGUGAUAAAUUGAUUAAUGAUUGUAAGAAAGCCGUUACUUUUUUACAGUAUUGGUCCAUCCUGUUCGUGGUUCAAGUAAAUGAAAAAAACAAAGAAAAUUUGAUAAUUUAGUUGAUACUUGUUCCUCUUGUUGCUCAGCGUUCUCAGUUCAUCAAAAAAUAAAAUGUGAAAACUGUUUGUGUUACAUAAUACCGCAUUAAAUAUUCAAGUCAAUACAUUUUCG
Molecule: messenger RNA, 3036 nt
Organism: Daphnia magna
Lineage: Eukaryota; Metazoa; Arthropoda; Branchiopoda; Diplostraca; Daphniidae
Exons: 7
Coding region: 700-2673 (657 amino acids)
Cellular component (GO): nucleus
Molecular function (GO): DNA binding
Source: RefSeq, a predicted model, not a curated record